GACGCUGUCCUUUAUAACUCUUGUACUCCGUCCAGCACCGAUUUGCUCCAUUUCCCCUCCGUGCCCAUCUCUUGCAGCGACCAAGACACUCCAGCCAUCAAAGCGCUGACUACUAGCGCACGCGAGUAACACAAUCGAAGCUUCCCGCCACAGCCCACCUCAGCACUUCACCGCGUCAUGCCAGUACCAAGAGUCAUAAAGCUUCUCGUUAUUUCUGACAUUAUCUGCCCAUGGUGCUACAUCGGCCAGCGCGAGAUGGAGCGGGCCAUCGAGAUGUGCAGUGACCUGCCCAUCCAGGUCGAGGUCGAGUACCGCCCUUACCGCAUCUACCCCUCCCUCAAGGACGGCCAGUUCCUCGACAGGUGCGAGUGGUUCGAGUCGAGGUUUGGAAAGGACAAGAAGGAGCAAAUGGAGCGGAUGAUCAUGCAACGUGCCCACGAGCUGGGUAUGAAUAUAAAAUGCAUGGACGGCAUCAUCACCCAGACCACUCUCGCCCACAGGCUGUUGCUCAAGGCCUGGAAGAUCGGCGGCCAAACAACCCAACAGGCUGUCCUAACAGCCAUAUUCAGGGGCUACUUUGAAGACCAAGCCAACAUCGGCGACACAAACGUCCUUGCUGAUAUGGCUGUUGCGACAAAUCUCAUGACGAAAGAGGAGGCAGUCGAGUUUUUGGAAUCCGCCGAGUGCUUGGAUGAGGUCGAGCGAAUGAUGAACGAGGCCCGGAAGAAGGGUGUGAACGGCGUGCCCUUCGUCGUGAUUGACGGCAAGUGGGCGGUGAGCGGCGGACAGACCUCAGAAGUGUAUUCGCAGAUCUUCAAAAAGCUUGCCAACUGCGAGCCGACGACGCCACGACCUACACACGCUGCACCCGCGGCUGCGAGCGUUUCUCUCAAGGCAUGAGUCUUUCACUAUCGGGACUUGUCCGGUUUCUUUGUGUCCCAACGAUAUCCACUUCGACAUUAUUCGUUGCAAGCCGUUUUAUCAUUAUUCUGGGGCGGAGCGGACAGCCACUUUCCUCCUAUCUCCUUGCAUGGCUCUCCUCAUCUUGGCCUUUAGCUUGUGUUGUAUAUUAUGCGCCUUGUUUUCCUCUCUCACUCUCCGUUGUUUCUCUCACUCCGUCUGCACACACACAGAGACCAUCCGUACACAUUCAUGACGCAGCGCGCAGAUCAUGGCUUUCCAUUGCUCUCCCUAGCAUACUAUCCAAUCUAACUUUA
Messenger RNA from Phanerochaete carnosa HHB-10118-sp, 1217 nucleotides. RefSeq lists its product as uncharacterized. The record is from RefSeq and is a predicted model, not a curated record. Bases 178 to 900 code for a protein of 240 amino acids. The transcript has 5 exons. NCBI's taxonomy places the organism in Eukaryota, Fungi, Basidiomycota, Agaricomycetes, Polyporales, Phanerochaetaceae. Gene Ontology annotation, molecular function: oxidoreductase activity.